Molecule: messenger RNA, 8772 nt
Organism: Salvelinus fontinalis (brook trout)
Lineage: Eukaryota; Metazoa; Chordata; Actinopteri; Salmoniformes; Salmonidae
Product: mu-type opioid receptor-like
Exons: 3
Coding region: 532-1683 (383 amino acids)
Biological process (GO): G protein-coupled opioid receptor signaling pathway; neuropeptide signaling pathway; sensory perception of pain
Cellular component (GO): membrane; neuron projection
Molecular function (GO): beta-endorphin receptor activity; neuropeptide binding; G-protein alpha-subunit binding
Source: RefSeq, a predicted model, not a curated record
AUUGUAGCCUAUAUCUUUCUGAUAUUGGUAGCUUGCUACUAGCCUACACUUUCAACUAGACUUUCAAUUGUAGCCUAUAUGCCAGGGUCUACAGCUGUGCUUCAGAUUGACCCGCGGCUGGGUGUGGAGUUUGAAAAAUGUAUGCAGUCUACUGUAGCGCACUUAAAUCAUUUAAAAUAAUUAUAUACAGAUAUUACCACUUUCUAACGCCCGUGAAUCAGGUCAGGUGGUUCAUGGAGUGACGUCAUAUUUUUGAUAAAUUGAGAAAAAGCAUUAAGGGAAAUUGGUCAUAUUCAUUCAUGUUCAUCUUCCUUCCGUCACUCGUGUUUACGGGUACUUAACUUGGUGUGACACAAAAGCGCCUUCAAACUCACAUUGUGCAGCCUGGAAGGUGAGAGAAUCGUUCCGAGAUUUCUUGUGCUGAGCGCCUCAGCACAGACAGCUUCAGUGGACCUGCAACAAAAAGCGAUACAGCAAGCCGCGCCAGUGAUAGCCUACACUUCAAAUCAACGCAUCAUUAUUCAGUGGACGAUGGAAAGCGGUGGCAACACAUCGGACAUACCGUACCAUUUCUUACAUUUGGCCAUGAUGAACAAUAGUGUUUUUUGUCGGAACUUCAGUGAUAACGUGAGUAUAGAGGCCAAAUGUGAGAGAACAGACAACCUAGCCAAAGACUCGACACCAGUGAUCAUCGCGAUUAUAAUCACGACACUUUACUCUAUCGUGUGUGUGCUUGGUCUGGUGGGGAACGUGCUCGUCAUGUAUGUCAUUAUCAGAUACACUAAAAUGAAAACCGCCACAAAUAUCUACAUCUUCAACCUGGCCUUGGCUGAUGCACUAGCCACCAGUACACUGCCCUUCCAGAGUGUCAACUUCCUGAUGGGGACUUGGCCGUUUGGAGACGUUCUGUGCAAGAUAGUGAUAUCAAUCGACUACUACAACAUGUUCACCAGUAUCUUCACAUUGACCACCAUGAGUAUUGAUCGUUACAUUGCAGUGUGCCACCCCGUCAAGGCCUUAGACUUCCGCACGCCCCGUAACGCGAAGAUUGUCAACGUGUGCAACUGGAUCCUGUCCUCUGCCAUUGGUCUGCCUGUCAUGUUCACCGCCUUAACUACUGUAACUGAUAAUGGCAAGUAUGACAGAAUCAUCGACUGCACUUUGAUCUUCCCACACCCAUCCUGGUACUGGGAGAAUCUCCUGAAAAUCUGCGUCUUCAUCUUUGCCUUCAUCAUCCCCGUCCUCAUCAUCACCGUGUGCUAUGGGCUAAUGAUCUUGCGCCUGAAGAGCGUGCGCAUGUUGUCUGGCUCCAAGGAGAAGGACCGCAACCUGCGCCGCAUCACCCGCAUGGUCCUGGUGGUGGUGGCCGUCUUCAUCAUCUGCUGGACGCCCAUCCACAUCUACGUCAUCAUCAAAGCCCUGAUCAACAUCCCCAACUCCCUGCUGCAGUCCGUCACCUGGCACUUCUGCAUCGCUCUGGGCUACACCAACAGCUGCCUGAAUCCCGUCCUCUACGCCUUCCUGGACGAGAACUUCAAGCGCUGCUUCCGCGAAUUUUGCAUCCCCUUGAGUCCCUCUGUGCUGGAGCUGCAGAAUUCUUCUCGUACCCGCCCCCACCAGCAGCACCAGCGCGAUCAGCACUCCAGCGCCAACAGGGUGGAGAGGUCCAAUCAACAGGUAUGACUAGGUAUGGAGAUGUUGUCUUUGGACUCACGCUACCAGCCAAACGAUGACAUGAGCUCGGAAGUCACCCAGGUAACCACAGUGCUCUGACACAAAGCUCUGACACAUGAUGCGCCAAGAUACAGAAGUGCAACGUAGCACAAGCAUCGAUCGUACUGUCGCCUCUUUCUGGAGAGGCUAACGAGUAUUUGAAUGCAGAAUGACACUCCGCAUAAGGCUUUCUGUCAGGUAGCAUUAUUAAAAUGUUGAACUUUAGGCAGAACACUGAAAUGAACAAACAUCAACUAUUAUGUACACAGUAUCUUUGUAGACAGGUAUAUUGAACAUACUGUAAUAGGAUAAUGUUCUGUGGUCAACAACAUUCACAAUUAGAAACUCUUGAUUGAGAGCACGUAUUUCAAGACACUAAUUCAAGAAGAUUGUUAUUUAAGGGUCAAGCGGCGAUUAAAAACAAAAACAAAGUGGCCACCCCACCACUUGUUUUGGUAAACAGCUGAGAGAUGGGGCUUGAGGAAUGUAACCACUGUCAAAUUGAUAGACAGAGCUAUGGAUGCAAGAGCUGACCAUCCAUCAGAUCAAAAUGAUCAGUUUGUUUGUUUACAAUUACAUUAUUGUUUGCUUCCAGGGUCAAUGGCUUUAUAUUAUUAAUGUUAAAAUCAGAAAAUGGAUGUAGCCUACCAAUCUGCUUUACAUCUACUCUAUGUAUAGCAGCUUUUAUAUACUGUAUGUUCUGUACAAAAUAAUGUAUUAUAUGUGUAUAUGAUGUGCAAGUGGUUUGGGAACUAUCAAAUGAAUGAAUUAUAUUGUAUUUCCGUGUCAAAUCGCCAGUUGGCAACCCAUCCCUUACUGGAUUUACUGACGCAUAAACAAACAUUACAAUUAUUCAAAGUGAUUAUUCAGUGAUUAUCCAGUGCAGUGUGCACCGCAUAAAGAAUGAUAAAUGAAUAAUAGUAAAUAAGGUUAUUCAAGCAGUAAUAAUAACAACCCUAGAGCUGUAAAAAUUAAUACAAAUUAAUUACAAAAGAAAUACAGCAAUAUGAAACGGAUGGCAUUUAAACCCGGUCUGGCACAAAGAAGAUUUAAAUAAAAUCAAAUUUUAUUUGUCACAUGCACCAAAUACAACAGGUGUAGUAGACCUUACUGUGAAAUGCUUACUUACAAGCCCUUCAAUUGUGAGUGAUAUACACAAUCUAUAUACAUAUGUGCACUUUGAAUUGAAUUCUGUCACCCUUUUUCUUUUAUUCCAGGCUUUAUAAAAAAAAUCUGCAAACAGAAAUAUACAAUGGACAAAAAACUAUUUCAGAUUCUCUUCAUCGCUCAGCCACAUAAUGCCAGGGUAGAUCUGGUGGAAUUAUCGUGGUAUAUCAUGGUAGAAAGGGCAAUUGAGGAUAAAAUGAAUUGAGUUCUCUCUUUGAGGUCACAAUAGUUACAUAGUCUUUCCUCUUCCAUUUCACCACAAACCGACCUGUUUCAAUACACAGAGACAAUAUCCCUUAUAUUACCUGUUUCAAUACUUGGAGGCAAUUUCACUGAUCUUACCUGUUUCAAUACGCAGAGGCAAUUUCACUGAUCUUACCUGUUUCAAUACACAGAGGCAAUUUCACUGAUCUUACCUGUUUCAAUACGCAGAGGCAAUUUCACUGAUCUUACCUGUUUCAAUACGCAGAGGCAAUUUCACUGAUCUUACCUGUUUCAAUACGCAGAGGCAAUUUCACUGAUCUUACCUGUUUCAAUACACAGAGGCAAUUUCCCUGAUCUUACCUGUUUCAAUACGCAGAGGCAAUUUCCCUGAUCCAAUACGCAGAGGCAAUUUCACUGAUCUUACCUGUUUCAAUACACAGAGGCAAUUUCACUGAUCUUACCUGUUUCAAUACGCAGAGGCAAUUUCACUGAUCUUACCUGUUUCAAUACGCAGAGGCAAUUUCACUGAUCUUACCUGUUUCAAUACGCAGAGGCAAUUUCACUGAUCUUACCUGUUUCAAUACACAGAGGCAAUUUCCCUGAUCUUACCUGUUUCAAUACGCAGAGGCAAUUUCCCUGAUCCAAUACGCAGAGGCAAUUUCACUGAUCUUACCUGUUUCAAUACACAGUGGCAAUUUCACUGAUCUUACCUGUUUCAAUACGCAGUGGCAAUUUCCCUGAUCUUACCUGUUUCAAUACGCAGUGGCAAUUUUCCUGAUCUUACCUGUUUCAAUACGCAGUGGCAAUUUCCCUGAUCUUACCUGUUUCAAUACGCAGUGGCAAUUUCCCUGAUCUUACCUGUUUCAAUACGCAGAGGCAAUUUCCCUGAUCUUUCAAUACGCAGAGGCAAUUUCCCUGAUCUUUCAAUACGCAGAGGCAAUUUCCCUGUCCUUACCUGUUUCAAUACGCAGAGGCAAUUUCCCUGAUCUUUCAAUACGCAGAGGCAAUUUCCCUGAUCUUUCUUUUUUAUUUUUAUUUUUUUAAAUACAUUUUACCCCCUUUUGUCCCCAAUUUUCGUGGUAUCCAAUCGCUAGUAAUUACUAUCUUGUCUCAUCGCUACAACUCCCGUACAGGCUCGGGAGAGACGAAGGUCGAAAGCCAUGCGUCCUCCGAAGCACAACCCAACCAAGCCGCACUGCUUCUUAACACAGCGCGCCUCCAACCCGGAAGCCAGCCGCACCAAUGUGUCGGAGGAAACACCGUGUACCUGGCCCCCUUGGCUAGCGCGCACUGCGCCCGGCCCGCCACAGGAGUCGCUGGAGCGCGAUGAGACAAGGAUAUCCCUACCGGUCAAACCCUCCCUAACCCGGACGACGCUAAGCCAAUUGUGCAUCGCCCCACGGACCUCCCGGUCGCGGCCGGCUGCGACAGAGCCUGGGCACGACCCCAGAGACUCUGGUGGCGCAGCUAGCACUGCGAUGCAGUGCCCUAGACCACUGCGCCACCCGGGAGGCCUUUUCCCUGAUCUUUCAAUACGCAGAGGCAAUUUCCCUGAUCUUUCAAUACGCAGAGGCAAUUUCCCUGAUCUUUCAAUACGCAGAGGCAAUUUCCCUGAUCUUUCAAUACGCAGAGGCAAUUUCCCUGAUUUUUCAAAACACAGAGGCAAUUUCCCUGAUCUUUCAAUACGCAGAGGCAAUUUCCCUGAUCUUUCAAUACGCAGAGGCAAUUUCCCUGAUCUUACCUGUUUCAAUACGCAGAGGCAAUUUCACUGAUCUUUUAAUACGCAGAAGCAAUUUCCCUGAUCUUACCUGUUUCAAUACGCAGUGGCAAUUUCCCUGAUCUUACCUGUUUCAAUACGCAGAGGCAAUUUCCCUGAUCUUUCAAUACGCAGAGGCAAUUUCCCUGAUCUUUCAAUACGCAGAGGCAAUUUCCCUGAUCUUUCAAUACGCAGAGGCAAUUUCCCUGUCCUUACCUGUUUCAAUACGCAGAGGCAAUUUCCCUGAUCUUUCAAUACGCAGAGGCAAUUUCCCUGAUCUUUCUUUUUUAUUUUUAUUUUUUUUAAUACAUUUUACCCCCUUUUGUCCCCAAUUUUCGUGGUAUCCAAUCGCUAGUAAUUACUAUCUUGUCUCAUCGCUACAACUCCCGUACGGGCUCGGGAGAGACGAAGGUCGAAAGCCAUGCGUCCUCCGAAGCACAACCCAACCAAGCCGCACUGCUUCUUAACACAGCGCGCCUCCAACCCGGAAGCCAGCCGCACCAAUGUGUCGGAGGAAACACCGUGUACCUGGCCCCCUUGGCUAGCGCGCACUGCGCCCGGCCCGCCACAGGAGUCGCUGGAGCGCGAUGAGACAAGGAUAUCCCUACCGGUCAAACCCUCCCUAACCCGGACGACGCUAAGCCAAUUGUGCAUCGCCCCACGGACCUCCCGGUCGCGGCCGGCUGCGACAGAGCCUGGGCACGACCCCAGAGACUCUGGUGGCGCAGCUAGCACUGCGAUGCAGUGCCCUAGACCACUGCGCCACCCGGGAGGCCUUUUCCCUGAUCUUUCAAUACGCAGAGGCAAUUUCCCUGAUCUUUCAAUACGCAGAGGCAAUUUCCCUGAUCUUUCAAUACGCAGAGGCAAUUUCCCUGAUCUUUCAAUACGCAGAGGCAAUUUCCCUGAUUUUUCAAUACACAGAGGCAAUUUCCCUGAUCUUUCAAUACGCAGAGGCAAUUUCCCUGAUCUUUCAAUACGCAGAGGCAAUUUCCCUGAUCUUACCUGUUUCAAUACGCAGAGGCAAUUUCACUGAUCUUUUAAUACGCAGAAGCAAUUUCCCUGAUCUUACCUGUUUCAAUACGCAGAGGCAAUUUCCCUGAUCUUUCAAUACGCAGAGGCAAUAUCCCUGAUCUUACCUUUUUCAAUACGCAGAGGCAAUAUCCCUGAUCUUACAUGUGCACAUAGCGAUCACCUGCUUUUAUGUGUGUGAGAUAUAUAUUAUAUACAACCUACAAAGUCAGCCUUAAUCAAACAAAAGGUUCUUAAUUUGGGUUUAUGAUUAAUCUCCACCCAUUUGUUUUAAUAUUGCAUUGUCAGUUUUUGAAUAGCGUCUAUGUCUCUUUUUAAUUUGGUUUUCGUUUAAAUGUUCACAGACAGGACACAAUGGUGUCAAGUUACUAAUCGUUUUUCCACCAUUCAUUUUCCCCAUAGUGGAUUUGAGAAACACUUAAAAUAAGAGCUGUUUCAUGUAGGCUUACCCUGGCAUGACAUUUUGAUAACCAUGUAAAUCUCCAGGACAAGGUUACUUUUAUCAAUAUAUUAUCCUGUAUUCACCCCCCCCCCAAAAGUGAAAUGCUAAUUAGCUGCUAAUGUGGCUAUCAUAAAAAAAAACUAGAAAUGCCAUGAUGAUCUGGACAAGCCUGCCGAAUUGAGGCAAAGGUAACAAUCUCUAGAUUAACUAUCUAAUGUUAGCUACAUUUUGUAAUUAAUAAAUUGUCUCAAUUUCUGUAAAUUGGCAAGUCUGUGAACUGUCUUGUGCAAGUUUUAAAUUGACGCAUUACCUGUUAGCGAAGGUGUCAGCUCGAGUUGACUUGCAGGAGCUUGCUGGGAUUUGUAAUUUUGCAUGACGCCUACUGAGAGUAAAUGGAGGCAAAUAUAUUGAUAAAAGUCACAUUGUCCUAGAGAGAUUUACAUGGUUAUCAAAACAUUACGCCAGGGUAAGCCUACAUGAAACACAGCCCUUAUUUUAUGUGUUUCUAAAAUCCCCCAUGGGAAAAAUGAAUGGUGGAAAAACGAUUGGAACCAUUUUCCUGUUUGAUAUAUCUGGGCUUUUGGAUUGACAAAAAUGUUAUGUUUAAACAUAUGGAUGAGCUAGUUAAGAAGCUGAUAUUUAAUGUAGGCUUCUGUUAUAGAAAAAGAUAAUGCCUUACCCUGAACAGCAGGAAGCAGGUUGUACAGGCAACCUUCCUGCCAGUUCUUGAUUAUGGUGACACCAUUUAUCAGAAGGCAGCAGCCGCUACUCUAAAACCCUUUUUUUGCAGUGUACCAUAGCCCGCUUCGCUUUAUCACAGGUGACAGGUUUAAUACUCAUCACUGCAUGCUUUAUCCGAAGGUCGGCUGGACCUCUCUAAUUUUCCGUAGAUCACUUAAUUUCUCCAUUUUUGAUUACAAAGCUCUACUGCACAAACUUCCAACAUAUCUCACUUCUCUGUUUUGUAUUUUUUAUUUAACUAGGCAAGUCGGAUAAGAACACAUUCUUAUUUACAAUGACGGCCUACACCGGCCAGACCCUAACCAGGACGACACUGUGCUCCGCCCUAUGUUAAAGUAGAAAAACAUGAGGCACCAAAACUGCUCACAGGGUUGGUUAACUCUUGAGGUCCCUUGUGUCUCUACCAACCUAGGAAAAUUAGCCCUUCGUUUUUGGAAUUAUUUACAAUCCUCAUUACAUCUUGAAUCCCUGGUGCCAGCGGGGCAGUUUAGAGCGCUGAUGUGGAAUACAUUCUCUGAGGUUUGCGAGUGUUUUAGUUGAUUGUAAUGAUUUAUUUGUGUUGUUGAAAUGUAUCUGUUGUGUCUUGUAUUUUCAUUUGUUGCUGUUUUAUUGAAUUAUGUUGAUUUGUGAGUUGUUUGUUUUCAGGGCACUAUUGUAAAUGAGACCCUGGCCUCAAUUGGGAUCCCUUGAAUAAGUAAAAGUGAAAUAAAAAAUAAAUAAAUACAUAUUGCCUUUACUGUAGCAGUGCAGAAUAUCAAAACUGAAAAGGGAUUUAAAAAAAUGAUUACAUUUAGUUUAUUCCAGAUAUUUUAUUCAAUACUUUUUUUUUCAAUACUUUUUGUCAUUUUUAACUUGGCAGAUGACUUGCCCACAUCCAAAAUGUGCCAUCCACAUGAUAAUGCUGCUGAUAUAUUACAGUGCUUGCAGGUUUACAGGGACAAAGUCCUAACCAUUGGAUUGUGGCAAGCCUGGGUUCAAAUGCAUGCUUAAUUAAGUAUUUAUAUUUUAAAUACUUAUUUUCUGUGUAUUUGAGUAUUUUCAAAUAAUGUGACCGAAUCAACUACUUAUAUUUGAAGUAGUAGAAAAUACUUGUAUUUCCAAAGAAAAAAUAUCAAAAUACUUACUUUGAAAGUAAUGUGAAAGUAAUGGAAAUACCUUAAUUAGUAUUUGAGCCCAGGCCUAGGGUGUGGCUGUUCAUUCCAAACUCGAUGUACUUGCUUGAUAUAUUUCUAUAUUAUAUACAUUUUUUUAGGUCAAUCCAUUCAAUGAUUUUAAAAAGCAUGUGUAUAUAGGGAUGCCAUCAGGCUUUGUCAGGUGUGUGGUCUUAUUAUGCCUGUGUCGCUUUUCAGGGACAUGACAAUAUACAAUAGUCUAUCAUGUAACUUUUUAUUGUAAAAGUGUCAUUUUUCUGUAUUAACAAUUUUGAAAUUACAGGUGCUUUGACAAAAUCCCUGAAUUGUCUUAAAAUGUAAUGUUACCAUGGUGAAUGUACUUGCGUGUACUUUCUAAAUUAUUGUUGUAAAUUUGAAACUGAGUAUGUGAUUUUGACUCAAAAUAUCUAAGAUGUACAGUAUAUCAAAUUACUCAUAUUUUCAUGCCAAAUGUGCAUGUUAAUGAGCAAAUGUUUUUUCUAAAUAUACUUAAAUUCUGAAUUUUGACAUAUCAUGAAUGUUUUUAAUAAGCACUCGAAUAAACCAUUAUCUGUCAAAAUCUGUCAAAA